AUGCUGAAGAGCCAGGCGUCAUCAAUCAGAAACCUAGAAAUUCAAGUGGGGCAGAUUGCAAGCGAAUUGAAAAGCAGACAGCCAGACGUUCUACCUAGCAAUAUAGAGACAGAUGGGAAUAAUAACGGGAAAGAGCAAUGUCACGCAGUGACGUUGCGGAAUGGAAGAGCCCUUGCAGAAAGAAAGAUGAAUCCAAGAAACAAUAGUCCUUCGAAAAAACACAUUACAUGUUCAACAGAUCAGAAAGAGAGAAUGCCGGAAAAUACAAGCCUUUCGAAAACCAACACGUCUAACGUGGGAAAGCAGAAGGCACAACCUACUUCUGUCACCCUUCAACUCGCUGACAGGAUAAUUAAGUACCCAGAAGGGAAGAUUGAAGAUGUUUUAGUAAAGGUUGACAAUCACAUAUUCUCAGUAGACUUCAUUAUUCUGGAUUAUGAAGCAGAUAGAGAGGUUCCAAUCAUCCUUGGACGCCCUUUCUUGGUUACUGAGAAAGUUUUGAUUGACGUGCAUAAAGAUGAGCUAAUCAUGCACGUGGAUAAUGAAGAGGUGAAAUUUAAUGUGCUCAAUAGAUUAAAAUUCCCAGACAGUGAUGGUUGCCAGCUAAAUAAUAUUGAAUUGACUGAAUAA
Benincasa hispida (wax gourd) is the source of this 630-nucleotide messenger RNA. Lineage: Eukaryota; Viridiplantae; Streptophyta; Magnoliopsida; Cucurbitales; Cucurbitaceae. The record is from RefSeq and is a predicted model, not a curated record.